Mytilus trossulus (common blue mussel) is the source of this 3103-nucleotide messenger RNA. RefSeq lists its product as uncharacterized. Gene Ontology annotation, biological process: adenylate cyclase-activating G protein-coupled receptor signaling pathway. The coding region runs from base 513 to 1589 and encodes 358 amino acids. Gene Ontology annotation, molecular function: G protein-coupled receptor activity. The transcript is spliced from 2 exons. Gene Ontology annotation, cellular component: plasma membrane. The record is from RefSeq and is a predicted model, not a curated record. NCBI's taxonomy places the organism in Eukaryota, Metazoa, Mollusca, Bivalvia, Mytilida, Mytilidae.
GAAAACAGUACAUCACGUUUCUCAAAAACCGCCUUAUCAUCAAUAUUCACGUGACUUUUGCUAAUAUUUAGUAUAUUGAAACAUCUGGGUGUUAAGUUCUUUUGUUUAUUGAAUUCAACAAAAUAUAUAGAAUGAAGGAAGCAUGUGACAUUAUUGUUGUCUUUUACAUUCUACUUCUACACGUGACUUUGUCUAUACUGAUCUAUACUGCUACGCAAAUUCAACGCAAAUACAACGUCACCAUGGAACAAUACGUGAUAAUUGAACAUAUAUUUAAAACAUUCGAAAGCCAGUUGAAAGAGACUAUAUACUAUUUAGUCAUAGUGUGAUGAGUUCGAGGAAACUUUAAAAGCCACAUUUGUUUUUGUUUUUGUUUUUUUGCAUUUUUAUUUAAGUUUUUGCCGAAAAAUAGUGCGAAAAUUAAACAAGACGUUGUCAACUUUGACAUUUAAUUUUACUAUCAGGACGAAACACUUGCUAAAACUUCGUUGUUCUGUUUAAAAGGUACGAAAAUGGCAUGCACUCAUACAAAUUUUACUUCAGCUGAAAGUGGAUACGAUAUUCCUGUGUUUGGUGCCGGUCACACGUGUUUUUACGUGAUUCACGUGACAGCUCUCGUCUGCUUGGGGAUAUCGUUCAGCACAGCGUUAUCAGUGAUUAUCUCCUUAUUCAAAUCAAAAGCAAGAAAACCAUUCAUGACAUGGCAAAAACAUGAACGAUUUUUGAUAUAUAGAUGCCUUUGUGAUACUGUUUUUGGUUUUGUUCAUAGUUUGGACCACGGUCAGAUGCUGUUUACGCAGGACCAUGUCAGACCCCGUGGACUAUGCUCAUUUUAUGCCUUUAUCAUAGUUAUAAUUUGCGUAUCUGAAAUGAACCUUUCACUAUCGUCUGCCUUUAAUGCCAUGUUGUCCGUUUAUUUUAGGAAGAAUUUUGAUUUCGGUCGAAAUGAUUGGAAAUUGCUGGUUUUUGUUUUCGUGAUUCCCUUCAUGAUAGUGGCUCUUAUUUUGGCGUUAGGAGUAUUAGGUCCAGGUGGCUUUCUAUGUGUGUUUGAUUCUGUCAAAGGGAUAAUAGCCAACAUCGUUCUAAGUACAGGGUUAACUACUGUAGUCUUGCUAGCGCUUUCUGUAUUUUAUGUGUUAACAUGGAGGAGAAUUUAUAAGGAGGCCGAGGUCCUUAGAGUCCAACUUGGCAAUAAAGGAAUUGCUCGAAGCGCAACGCUAAAAUCUGCGAAGGCCAUGUGUUUGUUUGUAGUGGUUUAUAUAAUUCAAUGGACACCCGUCAUUAUCUAUGGAACUUGGCAGUUGAUUUCAAAUGUUCCGUUUGAAUUAUUCGUAGCGGUUGUCAUGAUGACAAAUCUUAGUGGUUUCCUUAGCGGAAUAAUUUAUUUAAUCAACAGACCAAAGACAAAUUCCGUCUCAAACCACACCACGACUGCGGACAAUAUGAAGAGUAAAACAAAAUGUGCUUGCGCUGAACGAAAUAAACCACUAACACCUGGCAACUUGUUGCGCAUCAAUUAUAAAGAAGAGGAGCACACGCAUGUCAGUUUUGUAGUAUUGAAAAAUAACCAAACAACAAAUGUCAGUUGAGUGCGAACAUACUAAGGAAACAUUAAAUACUUUAUGGAAUGAAAUUGAGGACGAUACUCACUCAUUAUUGAGAUGUACAAAUUAGGUCUUAAAACGUACAUAAUAAGAAACUAAAUUGUUCAGUAUUAAUCAGGAAAAUGUAGGCACAAAAGAACACAGAAACAAAAAUCUUAUGAGUAUAGAAAAUGUGUACAUUAUUAAGAUUUUUAACAAACAGACAAGAUUCGUGUAUUUUCCAUUUCCAUUUCAUGCUUUCAUCUUCGUAUAUCAAUAUUGGUAACUUUGUUUUUCUCUGUAUUCAUUUCUUAUUCAUAUUUUCUUGUCAUGAGAAGUAGAGUAAUAUAUGUCUGCAAAUCCAUUUAGCUACAAAUGUUUGUCACAGAAAUAUUUUUUUUUUGUAUAUCGGAGCCAUGUAUAGCUCACUAUACAGUAUUGUACUUAUUCAUUUUUUAAUUUCCAAUACGAUAAAAGAGAGGCGAAAGAUAAGAACUCUCCAGUGAUAAAUUAAGGAAAGAACAACACGAACCACUCCUAAACGCGGAGGUCUCGUGGUCUCUUAAAAGGGAAGCACAUCUUGUUCCACAUUUGUCACCGGUCGUGCUGCGCAUGUCAAUAAGUUACAUUUCGAAGACGGAAUUACCGAUGCGGGAUAACCUAUAAUUGCUUACAUCUACGUUACGUUGUCCCUGGUCGUUGAUAGUUCCCUCAUUGGCUAUCAUGCCACGUCUUCUAAUUCACAUGAUAAUUUAUGUUUAUAUGUGUAGAAAAGUCGUUAAUCGUUUACAUUAGUAUUAAAAACACUAAGGCCGCACGGUUAUCUGUUAUUGCUGACUUCAUCUUAAUUUUGUCUAUUUUGAUGGAUAGUUCUUCUUAUUCUUAACAAUGUAUAUAGAAAAGUCUUUAUAAUUUUGUUUAUAUAAGCAUUAGAAAGCACUUAUUAAAGGUCACACGGUUGUCUAGUAUUGCUUACAUCCUCAUCAUUUGAAUGUUGAUGGAUAAUUGAUUCAUCAUUGGUAAUCAUCUCAUUAUUUGUAUGUUGCAUGUACAUGUAUGAUGAAGCUUUUCAUUUUCUUUUUUUUUUUUUAUAAAAGACAAAUGUUUUUCUUGGGAAGGCCAUAUUCUUGAAAAAAAACGUACUUGAUAAAUUGUAUCGACUGUAUCAAUCCAUAAGUCAGUCCUUUUCUAGUAUUUACAUCAAUGGAUUUGAGAUAACAUUGCAAUAACUUGCAGCUCAGUCAUUCGGAUGUACCAGCAUGCACCACAUCUUCCUAUAUCUAGUAUGCUAUGGACAAAAAUACCGUUCAAAUCCAUCACUGUUUAAAUAAAUAACAAUUUUGUUUUAUAUCAUUUUUUUUAAUAAACAUUAUUAUACUAUUCAUUUUUUCUACAAAUCAUGUAAUUGAUCAACUCAAACGCAGUUACUUUUUAACAGUUAAACGUGCAAAUAUAAUGCAUUAAGUCUUGUGAAACAAUGAUAUUUUUUUUUGCGACGCUUAUUACUGUGCGAUAUUUAU